Messenger RNA from Dermacentor albipictus, 755 nucleotides. RefSeq names its product cuticle protein 10.9-like. NCBI's taxonomy places the organism in Eukaryota, Metazoa, Arthropoda, Arachnida, Ixodida, Ixodidae. Gene Ontology annotation, cellular component: chitin-based extracellular matrix. The record is from RefSeq and is a predicted model, not a curated record. Gene Ontology annotation, molecular function: structural constituent of chitin-based larval cuticle.
UCUAGUCCUUGCCGCACCUUCGGGCCACCGGUAGAACUGAGAGCCACAGCUCUUGGAAGCAAGAGUCAGCAGAUCUGCAGUGUGUGCUCGUGUCAGUGUCCCAAGGUUUACCCCCACUCCGACUCAUCAUGCGUACCACGGCCGCUAUAAUUGCUCAGCUCUUCGUGAUCUCCGUGCUACCCCUCGCUCUCGCCGGCGGUCAAUUCGGAUUCGGUGGUGGAUUCGGUGGUGGACUUGGGCAACUCGGUGCGUUCGGCCCUUCGUUCGCUGCCACAUCCGCGCGGCAAGAACUGUAUUACCCACCCCAGCCUUACAGCUUCGGAUACGACAACGCUGACGCGUACGGCACAAAAUCCUUCCACAAGGAGCAAGGUGACGCAUCGAAUACGAAGACGGGCGCCUACGGGUACACCGACGCCAACGGCAUCUUCCGCCAGGUGAAGUACGUCGCCGACGCCGGUGGUUUUCGUGCUAAGGUUGAAACCAACGAGCCUGGCACCGAGCCCGGAGCCAGCGCUGACGCAAUCUACAAAGGGAGGCCGCUUCCUGCUGGCCAGCAAUACCGCGUCAUCGGUGGCUCCUCGCCUUACUCCGCUCCUUACACGAGCGCCUCUACGUACGGCUCCGGAUACGGCAAUCCUUGGUCUGGCUAGUCAGGCAUGUGAUAAUGUGACCCGUGCGCGAACAUUUGCUGCAGCUUCGGUCAUUCUUACACAGUGAAGAAAACAGGCAUGAAAACAGCACUAGGAAGUCGG